AGCGAGCGCCGACCUCUCCCCCGCUUCACGCCGCCAGGUCGCUUUCACGUCUGUGGCGAGGGCGUGAAACGUCACUGUUUUCUGCGUGCGUGCUUGUGACGUAAGCGGCGUGUGCUUGGAACGUGAAGUGUAGGGGGGGGCCGUUCGGACAGGAGGCGACUGCGGGAGUGCUGGCUGAGCUCCUGCAAGAAGCCAAGAGAUGAAGCCCCCUGGCAUGACCAUCAUUGAAGGUGUGGGGGAUGAAGUAACGGUGGUGACUGGCGUGGUGGUUCUUGUCCUGGCUCUGGUUCUGGCGUGGCUUUCCACUUACGUAGCAGAUGGCAACAACCAGCUUUUGGGAACUAUUGUCACCACAGGCGAAUCCUCGGUGAUCCAUCUCAGCCACGUCGAACGGUACGUGGGGAAUUCAGUAACAUCAGAGCCUAGUGAGCCCCAGGGGUCCGCUGAUAGUGCAGAAGAAAAAGCUGAAGAGGAAGGGGGUGCUGCAUCCAACUUGGGCCCUGCAGUUGAGCAGGGGGGCAACGGCAGCACCUCUGAGUCCAGCCUCGACCAUCUGCUGAACAUACAAGGCUUGCCCAAAAGGACCUCAUCCAGCGAGUCUGGUGCCCUAGAACAGCUGGGCCAAGAGAGCCAAGGAACCUCGCAAAUGUCACAUAUCAGGGAGGAGAGUGAACCAGGCUCUGGGCUCAUCAAAGUGCGUCUCAAGUUCCUCAACGACACGGAAGAGGUGGCCAUGGUGAGACCAGAGGACACCGUGGGUGUUCUCAAGAGCAAAUAUUUCCCAGGACAAGAAAAUCAGAUGAAGUUUAUCUAUCAGGGCCAGCUACUCCAGGACCAGGCACGGACCCUCCGCUCCCUCCAUAUCAUGGACAACUGUGUGAUCCAUUGCCACUUGUCGCAGACCGCCAGCUCCCCCCUUCCUGACUCGGGGGUCACCUCAGCAGAAGCAGCAGGGGUCACAGUGAACAUAGGGAAUCUAAUGCUCCCUGUUUUCAUGGUGAUGCUGGCUGUGAUCUGGUACUGCCGCAUCAACUACCGCCAAUUCUUCACUGCGCCGGCCACGGUCUCGUUGGUUGGGGUGACUGUCUUCUUCAGUUUCCUGGUUUUUGGGAUGUACGGCCGAUAAGAGGCAAAGUGGGAGGGGCAGAUACUCCUGUCUGUCCCUUUAAUUGGAACCCAGCAUUUGUUGUAUAGCUUGUUUUAAAUGUGCUGUGACAAACAGUGUCAGGGAAAGUGGCUGGGAGCCCAAGGAACCCCCUUGCCUGCUCAAAUACUAGAGAACCUUCUGUAUCCAGCAAUGUGGAAGAGAGACCCCUAGAUUCACUGUUUCCUCGCCUUGCUGCUGCUUAAUGAGACUUUGUUCCUCCAUCACAGGGGACAGAUUUGCCAGGUGCUGCUUGUGUGCGCUAACUGACCGGUUUCAUUUAUGGCAUGAGAUGAAGUGUCACUCUCAAGGCACUGCUGCAGCUCCUCUCAGGUAGAGAUGAGGAGAGAGACCUUCUGUCCCUUGCCUCAUGAACAUCUUUUAAACAGCCUUCGCCUGUGUACUCUGAGCUUGUCUCAGCUGUGUGAAGGAGUCCCAUAAAAAGAGCCACUUUCUAGCCUGGCAGAAAGUAACUCUGGCUUCAUGGUUUGUCCUCUCUGCUGUAGGUGAAUGGGCCCUGUUAGAACGCAGCUGCUGGAGGGUUGCAUGCUCAGGCUUGCUUUAGGAUAGGCCAGACUCCCAAGAACGGACUCCGGGGUGAUGAGACAGCAUGUCACCCUGCUGUGAUCCUGCAUGGUACUUCCAUCACUUUGCCACUCCUGCAAGAAGCUAGGGGCUGCCUUCCCGGAUUACACACUGAGCUGGCUCACUCAGCACGUGUGCACUCCACCAGGGCCUAUGCACCCCUUUCAGGGGCCUGGGGCUGCCUGGCACCUUCUCCCUGCUUGAGCAGGCUUGCUUUGUAUUUAAUGUGCUAAUUCUAAAGACCAAAUAUUCUCACUGGCACCUGGUGCAAAUGGGAGGGAAGGAUUUUUAAAGGAAUACUUUUUAAAUAGAAGGUUGCAACUUCAGCUGAGUGCUCUUCCCUGGGGAGGAGGUAGACUUGUGCCUAUCCGACACUUUGAGACAAAUGUUUAACUUUCUUUAGAGCACUUUCCUCCCCACCCUUGUUUUCUAUGGAUGCAUUUAUAAAGACAGGCCCUACAGUGGAUUUUGUUUAAAGUGAGAUAAUGAACAUGUUGAAAGUUGCUCCUGGUUGUUGAAGGUAGCGUUUUAUUUUGCAUGGGGGCAGAGGAGAAACUGCCUGCACGCACAGGAGUGUGAGAAGUAUGAGCGUGUGAGGACUUCACAGGGCUGAGAAGCAGCAGGGGGAAAUAGGCCUACAGGAGCCCUGCAGCUACCUGGUUUACAGCUGAGGCCUUGCCUACAGGAGGGAACUUGGCCAGAAUAGCUAGACCCAAGUAAGCUAUUCUGAAAUAGCUGCUCCUGUGAACACUUUAGGACACGUCUAUGCAACCAGGACAGCGUUCUCCCAUCAGCAUAACAACCCCAUCUCUGCGAGAGACAGAAGCUACAUCUCCCACCAACAGGGUGGGGUGGGGGGGGGAGGGGGAGGGGAGUGCUUAAGUUGACGUAACUCAUGUUGUUUUGGGGGAAGGUCUCUUUUUCACACCCCUGAGCCAUCUAAGUUACAUUGAGUUAAGCUUUAGUGUAGACCAGUCUCUCAAAUGUUUUCUUUUUAAAUCCCAGAAUUACUGUUUUGUGAGGGGAGUGAUUAUUCCCGAACAGAGCAUCCAGCUGGAGGGUUAUUCCAGGGAGUUGAGUUACUCCCCUAGACAAGGGGUGUCACUUAAGCAGCACCCUUCCCCCCCCUCAAAAAAAACACUGGGCACAAUUGAACAGAUAUGGAAGUGCUUAUGGAUAGACCUUAUUCUGCUUCCUGAGCAAGAAUUAGCCAUAUUAGCAUAAUCGAUUCCCAGCAGGGCUUUUACUAGGAUAACAAUCUUGGUACAAAACCCACACCCUUACCUGAAGUAGUUAUACUAGUGCAAAAAGCCUUUAGGGCAGGCCUCUGGCCUUGUGUGACGGUCAUAGCCCGGAGAUUGGCUUCUACUCUAAAAAUCACAAGCAGUAAGUCUCUCAGGUCUCAGUGCAUGACAUUUCCCCCCCGCCAGUCCCUUCCAGUCCAGUUUGGCUGCAAACGGUGCAAGCUGCCACACAAACUCCCAUUCUUCCUCAUGCAGUUUAACAGUUAGAGAGAAACUCUUGGGGGAAUGGGGAGCGGCUUGAAUUUAAAAAAAAAACAAAAAACAAAAACCCCACAGUUCUUAACCAUUACCACUUCCCCCCACAGCUGUAGUUCUAGUCAGAAGGGGAGACAGUGGCACUUCAAUGACAUACAGAAAAGAGGCUUUGAUACCAAGUCAAGAUGCAUUUUAUUUACAGGGGCAGCCACAAUUCACUAAUGGAAUACACAGAUUUUACAAAGUUGGAACUACCUGUACAGGAUGGAUUACAUAUGCAAAUAUAAAAAUUUCAAGACCACAGUACAGUACUUACCCCACCUUCCCCCAUGUGAUCACCACCUGUGUCAUUUCCCAGCCCCUGACAGUUGUGUUGAGGGGGACAAAUGGGAAGUCACAGGUGCAGGUUUUUAGAUCAUCAUUACCAAUUAAAACCCUCCUCACGACCAGUAUCAUGAUAGAAUGCAGGGUUUCAAGUGAAGCAGGCUUACCUUACAAAUAAACAAAAAAAUUUAAAAAAAAAA
This is a messenger RNA of Gopherus flavomarginatus (Mexican gopher tortoise), 3752 nucleotides long. It is a transcript of the gene TMUB2, whose product is annotated as transmembrane and ubiquitin like domain containing 2. The transcript has 3 exons. The record is from RefSeq and is a predicted model, not a curated record. The coding region runs from base 200 to 1126 and encodes 308 amino acids. Gene Ontology annotation, molecular function: protein binding. NCBI's taxonomy places the organism in Eukaryota, Metazoa, Chordata, Testudines, Testudinidae.